GAAGACCGCUCGGUGGUGAAAAGCCCGGACAGACAACUGCGCAGACAACAAGCCGCUCCGUUAUCCGCCACAUCUCGUCGGUAUUUUUGUUUUGAUGGGUUAAUCUGCGACCGAAGAACAGAAGCUGAAUAACAGAGACAAUCCGAACAGGGAAACUUGAAAUGGAAUGACACCUUUUCCCCCCUCGAGUGGACUUUUUGUCGUCGUCUUGUGAUCCCGGUGGCAUUAACCGCUUGUUUUGGCACAUUUGAUCCCGUCUGAUGUCCACCUGCUGCCGCCGGUUUGUGACCUGCAGACAGCCUCACCACGGAGCAUCAGAUUGACCAAGCUACUGCUGAGAUGGCCCGUGCAGAGACCAUCGAGAGUGUCGGGGAACCCGGGGGAGGAGGGAACACCUGCCGCAUGGGGCUGCCUCGGCCCAUCGAAGCCUGGCCCGGCCUGCUCACCACCACCACCAUCACCACCAGCUCUAGGACUGGCAUCGGUGCCAUCCACCAUAACCACCACAAUCUGCACCCAUUGCAGGCUCACUAUGUGUCAUACUCUCCGCCUUACCCCCACCCAGAGGGGCAGGACGAGCCCCAGACUCACCAGCAGUUAUCUGCGUUAUCGCCAUCACCAGCGCCUCCUCCUUCGCCACUCUGCAAUCGGAGGGGCAGAGGCGCAGUUGCACCUAGUGCCUUCUCAGGACAGCAGUCAGACUCAGCCAGAGAGGAGCCCUUACCUGACUUGCUGCCCCAGAAUGAGCCCCCAUCCUGGGCUUCACCCCAUCACAGACCCCCCAGGGCAGAGGCAGUGCAGGAGCUGGAGGUCAGGAGAGUGGCCGACCAGCUGAGGGCCAUUGGAGAUGAAUUUAAUGCCACAGUCCUCCACAGAGCGCAUGCUGCCCCUCACUGGCAGGACUGGAGAGAGGCCUGCCGAGGACUUUUCAACUUCAUCACCCAGACUGUCAGCACUCUCUACAGGCUCACGUAGAGGGAGGCACCUCUCACCUCCAACCACCGGUUAUCAUUUUUACAUUCAGGACUUGAAAACGGAACAAUCCUGAACCUGCAGGAUAAACGUGCCCUGAAAUCAAACAUUUGCUUGAACAGAAAGAAUUUGUAAGGAUGAGAUCAGCAGCUGGAGGUGUCGGUGCCACCUGUGGGCUGGAUCAGGGUGCUACCUGUGGAAACUGGACCCUGCCUGUCUGUCUGUCUGACAGUCCGUCUGUCAGUCAGUCUGCUGGUACAGACUGGAUCUGACGGACCGACUGCCGCUUUCCUAUCUGUAUAUUUUGUAAAAUCCACUUGCUUUCACUGUCUUUGUCAUCGUCUCGGGGGUCAGCUCUUUAUGUAGCAGGCGUGACUCAAGUGUGUGUAUGUGUGUAUGCGCGUGGCAGACCUUGGUCAAAUGGAAAGGUUGUGUACACUGAGAUGUCAUUGCAGAGACGUUUAUAUUCAUUUUGGAAAAUACAGAUAUUUCAAAAUUGGCCUGUCAGUAGUACAGAUGAGUCUGUUUGGAAGUGAAGGUCUUCAUUAUCUUUUGGAGUAGAUGCUAUACAUCAGUUCAUCCCUUUGUAAAAUCUUCUUCUGUGGAAACUUUAUCCUUCAGACACCCUCUGAUAACCUAAUUUAGAGGAUCACACACAUGAUUUGAACAUGGUCUGAUGUGCACGUAUUACUGUUGUGUCUUUAUUUUGCCCCCAUUCUUAAAAACUGUGAAACUGGACUCCGUGUUUGCAUCGCAGGGAAAAGUCGGGUGUUAUUCCUUUAUGCCACAGAGUGAACCUCUCUCCCAAUCUGAAACUGCUUAAUUUCAUCAUAUGACGUGCCUUUCUGCUCAGCGCUCUGUUGAGGCCUAAUCUUUAACAUCAGGACAAUCAGCCACACACACACACAUUCAAAUAAAUAUACACACACUCUCUUCAAGUGCUUUGUUUUCAGUCUCAAAACUCAAGUGUCAUUUGCAUCACAUUCAAUAGUUUAGCGACAGCCUGGUUUGAGGUCAUUUAAGGACAGAAACAGCUUAAUCCCCGGCAAGCACACACACAUUUUGCCAUUCCACCGUUCAUACAGCCAGUGUUGGGAGCUGGAAGGUCUCACCCGUCUGUGUCGACAAUGUUUAUAGUUACUUGAUCGUUUGUAAAUAUUUUUUUGGAAGAUGAAUUUCAUAUGAACGUUUUGGUGGACUUGUAAAGUACCCAUCAAAGCCAGAGUUCACUGUGUUUGGGAGAUCUUGUUUGUAUUUCUGAGCAGAGUUUGAAUUUAAAUCCAGUGGAUUUGAGAUGGGAUUCCAUGAGUUAAAGAAAAAUAUAUGAUUUGGAUAUUUUGAUUGUUGAAAAGUAUUUGAUGAUGUUUGUAAAAAAAAAAAAAAAUGACCCCUUCAGUUGUGCGAUUAUUUUCAUUGUAGUUUGGGAGACAAUGUUAAUUGCUCGUAUUAAGGGCAUAAUUUAUUUUGGAAUGUAGCCUAUCUGUAGCUUGUUUUUUUUUUGGUUCCUUGAAAAUUUCUGAUUUUGUUUUUUAUGUAUUAUGUACUAUUUAUUUUUUUCCAACGUUCCUGAUCAAAACUACAAAUUAAGUUGUACUUGUUGUGGUAACUGUUAAAACAGAGAUUGAAUAAGAUGGAAGCAAAAUCUGUCAAAAUACACACUGAAAGUGGAGACAUCACUUUAAAAAGCAGAAAAAAAUAAAUUUCUUGGUAUCAUCUUUAUGAUAAAAAAAACUGGCUCAAUGGUUUAAAACGGUACUAUGCUUUAAAGCAAUGGUCUUAAUAUUAACAAUUUACUGAUAUAUUUAUUAUAUAUCACCUUCUGUUAUUUUUGUGUUUGACACAUAAAGCAAAACAAAAUGUAAGUGUCUUAACAGAAUGACGCAGACCUCUCCAGAAACUGAAAGUGAUGUUUUGGCUUUCAGUGUGUAUAUCAGAUGAAAUGGACAAGUACCAAAAUUCUUCCUUUAUACUCUUUAUAGCACAAAGAAGACGACAUAAGAGCAUCACAGACUGUUAGCAAUACUCAGAGUUUUUGUUAAACGGCUCAAACUGACUAAACUGAAAAACCCCUUUCACUGAAAAUCAGCUGGUUCUUUCUAAUUUUCAAUGUAAAUUUAAUUCCAAAACUCAUUGUCUGUGUGAUUUUGGACAGUGCAAGUGCGACUGGUGCUACACAUGCUAAAAACAUACAUUUAUGUACUGUAACAUACUUUUAAUUUAAGUGAAUUUCAACUUUCAUUUCAGGAAGCAUUCGACUUAAAUGUUGGCCCUUAUUGACCUGUCACACAAAAUGCCUCUAAGAUGUGGUUGGCUGUGGUGAAUAUGUUUCAUCAGGAUUUGCCAUACACAUUAUUCCACUCUGACUGGGCCUCAGCUAAACAGCUUUGGAUGUUUUUAGCACAGGGCCUUGUUUUUUUAACAUUUCUGAAAGCCUUGGUGUAUAAAGUCAUACCACAGCCUGCAGAUGUUCAGCUAGCAUUGGGGCUAAACUGAGAACAAACUAUGCUAGCAUGGUAGACGCUCGUUUACUGCUUGUAAAUUCAUAUUUUCAGAUCAGCCCUACAAACGGGUUUAAAGAAAGUCUAAAAUCUGAAGGUGACAGCUAACCUGGCACUAUGUGCACGUGCAGUUGCUCACUCUCUGGUUGUUUUUCUUGUGAGAGUGCACUUCUUGGUUCAGGACUGGCCUCCCUGCUACGACGCUCUGUCAUCACAUGCAGUGUGUAUUUGCUGUUUUUCGACUUUUUUCUAUUGUGAACUUUCUACUGGAAUUUUUGUACUUUUUUCUUUUUUUAUACAAUAAAGAUAAGGAGAACUAUA
Molecule: messenger RNA, 3791 nt
Organism: Micropterus salmoides (largemouth bass)
Lineage: Eukaryota; Metazoa; Chordata; Actinopteri; Centrarchiformes; Centrarchidae
Gene: bbc3
Product: BCL2 binding component 3
Exons: 4
Coding region: 340-975 (211 amino acids)
Source: RefSeq, a predicted model, not a curated record